AUGAGCAGUUCAAGCGUUUACGAGCCAGAUGAAGACGAAGAAGCGUCUGAUUCCGAUAUCGAAUCCAGAUACUCAGGCACUAAAUUCUCAGCCUCGUCUCUUCCAAUCGACGACUUUGAACGUCUCGGUUCGACAGAGCCCGAGGACGAAGACACUCCGGAGGUAAUACCCAGAGCGACAAGAGGGACACGGGCUCAGAUACUGGAUACCCUACGCACAUCACUCGGAAUAGGAUGUGUGGAUGCAUACUCCGUUGAACUUGCAGGAACAGCAAACAAUACUUCGUCUUCCGCUGUCGGCCGCGAGAAUUACAAUCCCACUCAAAAUGGCGUCGCAAUCUGGACUUCACAAGAGAAGGAGAUUCUGUUCAGCAUGCUCGACAGAAAAGGGGCAAACGGCGUCGCGGAAAUUGCACAAGCGAUUGGCUCAAAAUCGGAGUUAGAAGUUCAGGAGCAUCUGAAGCUCCUACACAGAGGUCUGGAACGGCAACACGUCCGAGAUUCCCACAGCAGGACCAUCGUCCUCGGCGAAGUUCCAGCAGCACUGGAGAUUAGCCAAGAAUGUUGCAAGGCACUUGAUGAUUACGCCGAACUAUUGGCUCUUGAAGAACAGCGGGCUGAAGAUGUUGUUGGGAGGAAGUUACAUCAGAACGUGUGGAUUGUCGACCGAGAAGUCGCAGAAAUGGUAGAGGAACAGUUGGAGGAACGAGAUGAGACACCUCUACCUGGCUCAAGCGUAUAUGUCACUGCCGAGAUUUUCAACAUCAAUAAGUGGAUCAGACUAUCUGAAAGGUUCUUCAUGAACGCCGGUGGUCCAAGGUUAGAGGACAACUGGGUCAACGUCGCCUGUGCUGACGAGACCCCUUCCAUAACAGCGGACGCUCUUGCGGAUUUCUACGCUCUGGCCGUAAGCGUGACUCGCCGUCUGGUACAUUCCACCCUGUUCUUCGCCAUGUCAAGACUACGGAACAUGAGGGAGACCGGAAACCGCAAGGCACGAAUAGUGAGAUCGCGUGAUGUGAAGACUGCACUGAAUGUGCUCAACAUGCCUCAGGAUCGCUUCGACUUUUGGGUUGGGUUAGCCCGGAGGUGCAGCUUGCAAGUUGCAGACCUCCGCCACAAGAAAGGAUGGCAGUCGGAGCUUAUGGAUUACGACGAAGUGGAAGAUAUUCUUUCAGGAAAAGUUCCGGUCGACGAAUCCCUUGAUGCAAGAAGCGCUUCCAGGCGAAGAUCUGAGAGUCACGCUCCGCACGACACAGUUGAAGAAGAUGAUGAUGACGUAUCUGACGUCUAUUCCUAUGCUUCAUCCAUAUUGUCAUCGCCUGAGAUGACACCUAUCGAUGAGCCGUCAGUUAAUCUCGAAGAGGAACACGCAGAAGAGAUCGACCAGCUGAACAAUGCCUCAGAAGAAAUGCGGCUUUGGAACUUGAUGGGGCAGCCAGCCCCAUCCGGAAUGUCGUCGUUGGCCUCCAACACGGAGCAAGGCUCCAAGUUGCGCAAGCCGAUUGGCGAGCGCAAGACGAAAGAAGACUUGGUCAAUUGGCGCGACCGGACUUUGUACCGAAGCGACUGGGAGGAAUACGGGCACGAGGUGCACGAUCUCUACGAAGACUUGUCAGAGAAUAGACGAAAAAGGAGACGUAUUGAGAGACACAUGGUCUCGCGAGGAUCGCCCGUCUCAGUAGCCAGCGACAGAGAUCAUGAAAUGAGUGGCAAUGAUGAUUCGCAGGGUCCAAGGCACCACGCUGUUAAGAACGACCUGAGAGCCGAUGAUGACCGAGACAGCGACGGUGCAAUACAAAUCGAAGAAACAAAUGAUGCAAUGGAUAUUGAAGGCUCCAUCCACGAGGAGACGGGUUCUGCAGGCAGCGGAGACUCCAAGAUGGAUGUGGAGACAAAUCCUCUCGAUCAAGGUCCAAGUCAGGAUUUCGACCAGGAGGGAAUGGAGUACGGUUCAAACGAAGAACCAGCUCCUGACUCCGAGUUGAGCGAUGGGGAACAAAAACAUCCUCCUUCGUCUUGGGAACCUGAAGUCGAUGCCACUGCGUCCGAGCAACAAGAUUCAGUCCCGACCAGCAAGGGGGUGGCCGUUGCAGUUGAUACAAGCGAACAGUUUGAUAUUGAAGUCGCGUACGACUCUGAUUCCGAUGCUACCUCUGGCGCGGAGAGCGGCUCUGAUCAGAAACAACAUCGUCCCGCGCAAAACCAAGGGGGUGUGCCUGUGAUUGAACUUGCAGGACCGAGUAUCAAACAUGAGAACUUACACUUUGAUCAUGAUAGCAACUCGGAGCCUGAGCAGGCGCCCUUUUCUGAUCCCCAGUCCGACGAGGGUAACGACGAUCUCGACUGGAAACCCUCCAUACACUCUCAAUUCGAAACUAAAAACGAAAGAAUACAUGCUAGUGAGGACACAGUGCCUGUUGUCAAAGAGGAGAACGUCAAAUUCAGCCAGAGCCAAGAUUCUGAGUCGGAGUAUGAGACCGACUCUCGAGUCGAAUCAGACGAGGAGGGCAAGCCGAGAGCACAUCUCCGGGCUCCCUCACAACCAGCAAUCAGACCUGAACGUCGACUGAGAGGCACCGAUUCGGAUUCAUACCUCGAUUCCGAUGACUCUGAUAGUGACGAGGGCUCGUCAACCCGUCCCCAGCGAGGAGUCAAGCUCGAACCCGACAUGCACAAGCAGUCUGCAUCAGGGGCGGAUUUAGAUUCAGAGUCGGGCUCAAGUUUCGAUGAUGACACGAAAGAUAAAGAUGAACGAUAUAAGAACGAAAAUGAAGACGAUGUGUCUUCCGGCUCGGAUGACGAUCUCCCAUACGAUCGAUAUCAGAAUCGAGAUGAUUCAUACUCGUCAUCGGAAGAUGGGGAUGAGAAGAGUAAUCUGCCUCUUCAUUCUCAGCCCAUGAGCCCGGUUGUUUGA
Messenger RNA from Aspergillus fischeri NRRL 181, 2916 nucleotides. RefSeq lists its product as uncharacterized. Gene Ontology annotation, biological process: nucleolar large rRNA transcription by RNA polymerase I; transcription initiation at RNA polymerase I promoter. Gene Ontology annotation, cellular component: RNA polymerase I upstream activating factor complex. The record is from RefSeq and is a predicted model, not a curated record. Gene Ontology annotation, molecular function: rDNA binding; RNA polymerase I general transcription initiation factor activity. NCBI's taxonomy places the organism in Eukaryota, Fungi, Ascomycota, Eurotiomycetes, Eurotiales, Aspergillaceae. The coding region runs from base 1 to 2916 and encodes 971 amino acids. The transcript has a single exon.